UUUUAGUUUUAAUACGCCAUAAUAUUUACCUUGUUGCUGAUGAUAGUAAGGAAUGAUGUCCUUCCUUGUUUUUUCGUCGGUUGUGUUUCUGCAGUAUGCUAUUUACAUUUAAACUGAUAUUCGUCUACUAGAAUAAACCUUACCAGUAACACAAAAAGUGAGCCAAGAUGUGAUGAUACAAUUCAUCUAAGAGCUGAAGAGAAAGGCAACUGACAUCAAGAGUGUUGGGGGGGGGGGACAUUUUGGUAUUAAAAAAACUUACCUGUGUGAAAGCUUGUGCAUUCCAACAGUUUGAGUGAAUUAUUGUAUAAAUUGUUGUGAGAAGUAGAUUACAAAGGAAGAAUGGAGGAAACAGGACUUUCAAAAAGAGAUUUCAGCCAGCUGUUGGUGGAUUUUUCAAGUUGGUAUGAUGGACUUGAAUACAUCAAUAUGCUGAAAGUUUUGUACAACAACAGAAAACAUGUGCCAAUUUACUCUGAUUUAAAUGAGGCUACUGAUGUAAUGUCCUUGCUGAGUAUUUUAAUUUGUUCUGGGAAUUUGAGUCAAACAAAUCUCACUAUCCUGUAUGACACAAUCAAAGUUACCGGACAUCUUGGCUUCAAAUCCAGUAUUGUACUUCCAACUUUACAAAGAAUCGAAGAACAUGAAGUGUCUAAAUUGUCAUGGUACAGACAGUUCCUCUUGAAGCUAGGAAUGGCACUGACUAAAGCUGAUAUAGUAGCGCUUGAUGUACGAUAUAACAUACCGUUGUUAAAGAAGUAUAAAGAUAGCUGGCAUUUGAUUCUGGAUCUAGAGCAAAGGAAUGAGCUUUGGGAAGAAAAGAUGGAUGAUUUCAUUGAAGGAUUACCAAGUUACACAGCUGUGAAAGCUUUACUGGAAGUGAACAGGAGAGCAGUCAGUAAGCAAGAGCAUGAAACAUACACAUCUUACUACAACCGUUUGAAAGAUAAUAUUAGACAGUCAAACAUGCAUAUAAGAAAGGAUGUUAGUGGUGAUGGGAACUGUUUCUUAUACUGCAUCCAAGAUCAAUUUGAGAGACUGGGUUUACCAAAUCGAUCUGCUGCACAACUCAGGGCUGAUUUAGUGGACUACUUGCGACAUUUGGAUAGAAAAGAUCCAUUGAUCGCCCUUACAGAUGACAAAUAUCUAGAUGAAUUGAGUAAAGAUGGUACUUUUGUUGACGAGACAGCCAUAAGAGGGAUGUCACGAAUAUUAAAUCACAACUUUCAAAUAGUGACCAGUCAAAGAAAAAGCACAGAGCAGGGCUACUUGGUCACAACAAUUCAAGAAAGUUCAAACCCAGAUGGUGUAAUGUUAUUUGGUCAAAUUGGAGAGCUACACUAUAUAAGCUUAGGUAAUGAAGUUAGAUCAGAAGUAUCAGCAAGGCCAAUUUUAGAUAGGCCAAGUGUUAAGCAAGGUAAUGGAGAAGCAUCAACAUCAAAAAAACCAAAGUUCUACAAAGGUAAAUCAGGGAAAUCGAAACGACCAAGAAAAAGACGUAUAUGUGAUGAAGGCAAGUCAGGAAGAUCAGAACUGCCGAAAAAAUUGACGUUGGAUGAAGAUUUAAUUAUCAAAGAAUUUCUGACAAAAAAGCUGAAGCAAUUGUAUCAGGAUGUUAAUCAAAUGACACCAGCAAUCUGGCAUAGACAUCAUAGAGUAGAUAUUGCUGAAGUGUUCACACAACUCAUCUUACUGGAAUCCAACAGGAAAGACAAAGAAGAAUCAGAUGAAUUCAAAUCAACAUGUAUAAGAAAGGAAGGUAGACCCACAUCUUUAACAGAGGUAUUAGGUAUCAUUAAAUCAAAAGAUUCAUGUAAGUUAUUAAUAACAGGAGGAGGAGGGAUGGGUAAGACUACACUUCUGAAAUAUAUUACUUAUAAAUGGGCUACUGAUGAAUUACAUGCCUUUGCUGGUAAAUUACUGUUUCUGAUCAAUAUUGGGGACAUUAAAACAAGUGCAGAUAUGUUGGAAUUAAUUCUAAAAAACAUAGCUACAAAUGAAUUAAUUCUUCAGCACAAUUUGUCAACUAACUCAGUUGAAAGAUUUCUGAUAAAUAAUGCUGAUGAUAUAGUUAUUUUGUUAGAUGGAUAUGAUGAGUUACACAGAGAUGCUAAGGACCCUAUUUAUCUGUUCAAAGGACGUGAAUUAGAAAAAAGCACUGUGGUGAUAACAUCCCGACCUGACUACACAAUUGAUUUGAUUAAAUGUUGUACUGUACAUAUUGAAGUGAAGGGGUUCAGUAGAAGAAACAUAAAGAAGUAUAUUCAUGAUCAUUUUCAUUCAAUCAACAAAUGUGAGUUGGGGGAAUUAUUAAUGAAGGAGUUCAAUCUUGUGUCAGAGGAUGAAUGUGAUUGGGGUGGUGAUCAUAAAGAGGCAUUUGAAUUGUGCUCAUCCCCACUGUUAUUGCUUAUGAUUUGUACCAUAUGGGAACAAAAAAAACAUCUUCCAAAAGACUUGUCAGUUCUUUUCAUUGAACUGAUUUGUUGCAUUUUAAGUCAAUAUAAAUGCAAGAGGGAUGAUAAUAUUGCAAUUUCCCAAAUUAAUAGUGUUCCAGAGCAGUAUAGACUUGCCAUUCUACUAUUAGGAGAAUGUAUGUAUGAAGGCCUAAAGGAAAAUAAAUUGUCUAUUGACAAACAUGUUUUAUCAAAUAUGACAAAAAAUAUAGAUUCUGUAGAUUUAGCAUUGAAAAUUGGAUUUGUUUAUGAAGAUAGCCCUUUUAACCCUGGUGAUGUAAGGGAGAUGUACACACCUCCACACAAAUUAAUUUCAGAGGCACUAGCAGGUUUUUAUUUGUCAAAUCAAAUUGAGGAAGAACAUUUGAAAUCUGAUGAAUAUGAAGUGAUAAGAUCUAAUAAAUAUUUAAAAAUGACAAGAGUGUUUACAAUAGGAUUUCUAGGUGCUAAAGCUGGUGGAUUGCUUAAACACUGGUUAGUAAUCAGGGCUUCACAUUUCUACUCAAUAGCACAAUGUUUCACACAUAUAAAGGAGGCAAAUGAAGAAGCUGUGCUACAGGAAUUGGAUAAAAACAUGUCCACUGAAAUGAAAUCCUACUGUAAGCAAAUGUGUGAGACAUACAGAAGUGUCCUUCAGGAUGAUAAAAGCGUAGUAAGUGAGCAUUUAUAUAAACUUAUGAACAUAUGUUGCACUAUAUAUGAGGGAAAUCUGGUGGAGAAAUUUAUAUCGCUGUUAGAUGCAUCUAGUGAAGAGACUUUCAGAUCAUCAUGCAGGAGUUUGGUACAUAUCUUAGUUAUUGUAGAAGGACUAAAAUUAGGAAACUCCUGGUUCGCGUUGAGUAAAAACCCUUUAUUUAAAUAUAUAUCAAAUUGGAAAAGUGAAAACCUUAAUUUCCUUUCUGCUGAGAUGAAAUACCUCAAAUUGAACUAUGGUCACACUAGUGUCAGUUUAAACCAUGUAUUUAAUUCAUCAUUCUUGAUUCAUUUGCUGACACAUUCAAAUAACCUCUUUAAAUUACAUAUCACUUCGGGUAAGCUUACUGAGUCUGUACUCAGUGUAGUUAUCAUUGAGUUACACAAAUCUAAUGUAAAGUUAAAGUUAACAGAACUUGAUAUUAUGGGCAAUGAUCUACAUAAUAUCGAUGGAACAUUACUAGGAAAACUAUUUAAAAUAUCUCCUGAUCUAAAUGUGCUGAAUUUAAGCAGUUGUAGUUUAUCAGGUGAUAUUGUGAGGGCAAUGAUUACAGAAUGUCAGUACAGUGGAGUUUCUUUAGGUGGAUGCAAUCUUAUUAUUAACAAUAAUAACAUUGAUGAUGCAUUAUUGGGCAAUUUACUUAAAGUGUCUCCUAAUAUAUCUGGUCUUUAUAUAGCUUCAUGUGGGCUAUCGAAGGCAAGUUUUAAUAAAAUGAUCAAUGGGUUUCAUGAAAUUGAAUUAUGUGAACUCGAUUUCAGCCAAAAUUAUUUAGGAAAUUUAGAUGGAAAAACGUUUGGAACCUUAUUGAAAAUGCUUCCCAAACUUCGUUAUUUUAACAUGAGUCAUUGCAGUUUAUCAGGCAGUAUUGUUAAUGAAAUGAUGGAGGAAUGUGGUAGGAUGAAUGUAGUAUUGAAAGACAACUUGCUUCAACUGAAGGGCAAUGACCUUUCAGAUAUUGAUGGUAAGUCACUUGCAGAGUUAAUCAAAGCUUUUUUCCUUGAUCAUGAAGGUAUUUUCAAUUGGCUUAAUCAUUCUCUUACAGCUGAUAACCUACAAAAUCUGAUUGAAUCAGUAAGUGUUGUAAAUAAAACAUUCACUUGGCAUUGGAUAGAUUUGAGUAAUAUUAACCUGUCUUCGAUCAGUGGUAAAACAUUAGCUUGCCUUAUUAAGAUCUCUCCAGACCUGAUCCAUAUUGACAUGAGUCAUUGCAGUUUAUCAGGCAGUAUUGUUAAUGAAAUGAUGGAGGAAUGUGGUAGGAUGAAUGUAGUAUUGAAAGACAACUUGCUUCAACUAAAGGGCAAUGACCUUUCAGAUAUUGAUGGUAAGUCACUUGCAGAGUUAACCAGGGCAUACAUAAGACCUCUUUUCCUUGAUUUUGUAGGUCCUUUCCGUUGGCGUAAUUAUUCUCUUACAGCUGAUAACCUACAAAAUCUGAUUGAAUCAGUAAGUGUUGUAAAUAAAACAUUGAUUUGGCAUUGGAUAGAUUUGAUUAAUAUUAAUCUGUCUUCGAUCAGUGGUAAAACAUUAGCUUGCCUUAUUAAGAUCUCUCCAGACCUGAUCCGUAUUGACAUGAGACAUUGCAGUUUAUCAGGCAGUAUUGUUAAUGAAAUGAUGGAGGAAUGUGAUAGGAUGAAUGUAGUAUUGAAAGACAAAUCGCUUCAACUGGAGGGCAAUGACCUUUCAGAUAUUGAUGGUAAGUCACUUGCAGAGUUAAUCAGGGCAUACUCUGUACCUUUUCACCUUGAUCCUGAAGGUAAUUUUAAUUGGCGUAAUCAUUCUCUUACAGCUGAUAACCUACAAAAUCUGAUUGAAUCAGUAAGUGUUGUAAAUAAAACUUUCACUUGGCAUUGGAUAGAUUUGAGUAAUGUUAACCUGUCUUCGAUCAGUGGUAAAACAUUAGCUUGCCUUAUUAAGAUCUCUCCAGACCUGAUCCGUAUUGACAUGAGACAUUGCAGUUUAUCAGGCAGUAUUGUUAAUGAAAUGAUGGAGGAAUGUGAUAGGAUGAAUGUAGUAUUGAAAGACAAAUCGCUUCAACUGGAGGGCAAUGACCUUUCAGAUAUUGAUGGUAAGUCACUUGCAGAGUUAAUCAGGGCAUACGCUGUACCUUUUCACCUUGAUUCUGAAGGUAAUUUUAAUUGGCGUAAUCAUUCUCUUACAGCUGAUAACCUACAAAAUCUGAUUGAAUCAGUAAGUGUUGUAAAUAAAACAUUGACUUGGGAUUGGAUAGAUUUGAGUAAUAUUAACCUGUCUUCGAUCAGUGGUAAAACAUUAGCUUGCCUUAUUAAGAUCUCUCCAGACCUGAUCAGUAUUGACAUGAGACAUUGCAGUUUAUCAGGCAGUAUUGUUAAUGAAAUGAUGGAGGAAUGUGAUAGGAUGAAUGUAGUAUUGAAAGACAACUCGCUUCAACUGGAGGGCAAUGACCUUUCAGAUAUUGAUGGUAAGUCACUUGCAGAGUUAAUCAGGGCAUACGCUGUACCUUUUCACCUUGAUCCUGAAGGUAAUUUUAAUUGGCGUAAUCAUUCUCUUACAGCUGAUAACCUACAAAAUCUGAUUGAAUCAGUAAGUGUUGUAAAUAAAACAUUGACUUGGCAUUGGAUAAAUUUGUGUAAUAAUAACCUGUCUUCGAUCAGUGGUAAAACAUUAGCUUGCCUUAUUAAGAUCUCUCCAGACCUGAUCCGUAUUGACAUGAGACAUUGCAGUUUAUCAGGCAGUAUUGUUAAUGAAAUGAUGGAGGAAUGUGAUAGGAUGAAUGUAGUAUUGAAAGACAAAUCGCUUCAACUGAAGGGCAAUGACCUUUCAGAUAUUGAUGGUAAGUCACUUGCAGAGUUAAUCAGGGCAUAUGCGGCGGUACACACAAGAUUUUCUUUUCCUGAUGGUAAAAGUACUAUCAAAUGGAGUGAUCUUUCUCUUACAGCUGAUAACCUACAAAAUCUGAUUGAAUCAGUAAGUGUUGUAAAUAAAAAAUUGACUUGGCAUUCGAUAGAUUUGAGUAAUAUUAACCUGUCUUCGAUUAGUGGUAAAACAUUAGCUUGCCUUAUUAAGAUCUCUCCAGACCUGAUCCGUAUUUACAUGAGACAUUGCAAUUUAUCAGGCAGUAUUGUUAAUGAAAUGAUGGAGGAAUGUGAUAGGAUGAAUGUAGUAUUGAAAGACAACUCGCUUCAACUGGAGGGCAAUGACCUUUCAGAUAUUGAUGGUAAAUCACUUGCAGAGUUCAUCAGGGCAUAUGCGGUACAUUUUUUCUUUUGUCAUAAAGGUGCUUUCCAAUGGAGAGAUUAUUCUCUUACAGCUGAUAACCUACAAAAUCUGAUUGAAUCAGUAAAUGUUGUAAAUAAAAAAUUGACUUGGCAUUCGAUAGAUUUGAGUAAUAUUAACCUGUCUUCGAUUAGUGGUAAAACAUUAGCUUGCCUUAUUAAGAUCUCUCCAGACCUGAUCCGUAUUGACAUGAGACAUUGCAGUUUAUCAGGCAGUAUUGUUAAUGAAAUGAUGGAGGAAUGUGAUAGGAUGAAUGUAGUAUUGAAAGACAACUCGCUUCAGCUGGAGGGCAAUGACCUUUCAGAUAUUGAUGGUAAGUCACUUGCAGAGUUCAUCAGGGCAUAUGCGGUACAUUUUUUCCUUGGUCAAAAAGGUACUUUCCAUUGGAGGGAUUAUUCUCUUACAGCUGAUAACCUACAAAAUCUGAUUGAAUCAGUAAGUGUUGUAAAUAAAACAUUGACUUGGCAUUUGAUAGAUUUGAGUAAUAUUAACCUGUCUUCGAUCAGUGGUAAAACAUUAGCUUGCCUUAUUAAGAUCUCUCCAGACCUGAUCCGUAUUGACAUGAGUUAUUCCGGUUUAUCAGGCAGUAUUGUUAAAGAAAUGAUGGAGGAAUGUGGUAGGAUGAAUGUAGUAUUGAAAGACUACUUGCUUCAACUGGAGGGCAAUGACCUUUCAGAUAUUGAUGGUAAGUCACUUGUUGGAGUUUUAUCACUCUAAUUAUGAUGGUGGUGAUGAUGAUGCUGAUGAAACUUUCAGUUGGAGUAAUUAUUUGAUAACCUUGAAAAGCUGGUUGAUUCAGUAGUUGAAAAUAUGACAUUCAAUUGGCAAGGAUAGAUUUGAGUGAUAUUAACGCAUCUUCAAUUUGUGGUAAUACAUUAGCUUGCCUUGUUAAAAUCUCUCCAGACUUGAUCUAUAUUCAAUUCAAUUCAAUUCAACAAAACAUUUAUUUUCUUCUAAAGGCACUUAAAAAUACAAAAUUAAAAAUACAAAAUACAAAAAUUGGAAGAAGGCCAGGUCCCAAGAAGUUGUUUGCAAAAACAAACAUCUUGUGAUGGGCAGGCCUGAAAAAAAAAAAAAAAAAA
Messenger RNA from Anneissia japonica, 7481 nucleotides. RefSeq lists its product as uncharacterized. The record is from RefSeq and is a predicted model, not a curated record. NCBI's taxonomy places the organism in Eukaryota, Metazoa, Echinodermata, Crinoidea, Comatulida, Comatulidae. The transcript has 11 exons. Bases 343 to 7116 code for a protein of 2257 amino acids.